Podarcis muralis (Common wall lizard) is the source of this 2721-nucleotide messenger RNA. NCBI's taxonomy places the organism in Eukaryota, Metazoa, Chordata, Lepidosauria, Squamata, Lacertidae. The record is from RefSeq and is a predicted model, not a curated record.
GAGAGCAGAACAGAACCUAUGCUCUCCCUAUUGCUGACCUGAAAAACACAGAGUUUUUCUCCUCUGUGUUCCUCCAAACAAACCAGCAACUGAACUAAACAGGAACUUCGGCUCGCUUUGCCUCGCCAUGAGCUCUUCCCACCUAAACAACCGAGCUGAGAGCCAUUUCCAAGCCCGAGAAGAGCACGAGCUGGAAACUCUGGGGAAUAAGGCAUGGGACAACCCCGUAUAUAACGGUUCGCCUUCCUCUUCCCUGAAGAUCAGGGCCAUCUACAAUCCCAAAUCCAUCUUGGAAAACCCCUAUGAGAAUAUUGAGAAGCUGACUGACUCCCUGCCCUACCAGAAGGAGAGAGAGAAAGAUGAGAUGAGAGUUGGCAGCAAGAAGCCUUUCUCUGCGUGCUGCUUCUAUAUCUGCAAAGGCAUCCGAGGACUUUGGGGCACCACACUAACGGAAAACACCGCUGAGAACCGAGAGCUUUACGUAAAGACCACACUGCGCGAACUGUUGGUCUACAUUGUAUUCUUGGUGGAUAUCUGUUUAUUGACUUAUGGGAUGACAAGUUCAAAUGCCUAUUACUACACCAAAGUGAUGUCCGAACUCUUCUUGGAAACUCCUACGGAUAGUGGUAUCUCCUUCCAGGAGAUUGGAAGCAUGGCUGACUUUUGGCGAUAUACUCAAGGCCCUUUAUUGGACAGCUUGUAUUGGACCAAAUGGUACAACAACGAAUCUCUAGGCCACAACACUCAGUCGUACAUCUAUUACGAGAACUUGCUGCUGGGGGUCCCACGAAUGCGUCAACUGAAGGUGCAGAACAACUCGUGUGUGGUGCACGAAGACUUCAAGGAAGACAUUUUUGGCUGUUAUGAUGUCUACAGUGAGGAGAAGGAAGACAGGUCCCCCUUUGGGCUCCUCAAUGGAACAGCGUGGCAGUACCACACAGAGGAAGAGCUGGACGGUUCCUCUCACUGGGGACGACUGACAAGUUACAGCGGAGGAGGUUAUUACAUGGAUCUCAAAAUGACCCGUCGGGAAAGCGCUAGAGCUCUCCGAGUCCUGAAAGAAAACUUGUGGCUGAAUCGGGGAACUCGCGUGGUUUUCAUUGACUUUUCUGUGUACAAUGCCAAUAUCAACCUUUUCUGCGUCCUGAGGUUAGUGAUUGAAUUCCCAGCCACCGGUGGAGCCAUCCCUUCGUGGCAGAUCCGAACAGUAAAGCUCCUCCGCUACGUCAGCACCUGGGACUUCUUCAUUGUCGCUUGCGAGAUUGUCUUCUGCGUCUUCAUCUUCUACUACGUGGUGGAAGAGAUCUUGGAGCUGCGCAUUCACAGGCUCAAGUACUUCACCAGCAUCUGGAACAUCUUGGACAUCGUUGUCAUAUUGCUUUCUAUUGUAGCCAUCGGAUUCCACAUCUUUCGCACCAUUGAGGUCAACAGGUUGAUGGGACAGCUUCUGAGAAACCCCAGCAUCUAUGCGGACUUUGAAUUCCUGGCUUUUUGGCAGACUCAGUACAACAACAUGAACGCUGUGAACUUGUUCUUUGCCUGGAUCAAGAUAUUCAAAUACAUUAGCUUUAACAAAACGAUGACACAGCUCUCCUCCACCUUAGCCCGCUGCGCCAAGGACAUCCUAGGCUUUGCCAUCAUGUUCUUCAUCGUCUUCUUUGCCUACGCCCAGCUGGGAUACCUUCUCUUCGGGACCCAAGUGGAAAACUUCAGCACCUUUGUCAAAUGCAUCUUCACCCAGUUUCGAAUAAUCCUCGGCGACUUUGACUACAACGCCAUUGACAACGCUAACCGGGUCUUGGGGCCGAUAUAUUUUGUCACCUACGUCUUCUUUGUCUUCUUUGUGCUGUUGAACAUGUUCCUGGCUAUUAUCAACGACACGUAUUCUGAAGUCAAAGAGGAGCUUUCAAACCAGAAGAAUGAAUUGCAGCUCACAGACAUCCUGAAACAGGGCUAUAAUAGGACCCUAAUGAAGCUGAAGCUGAAAAAAGACCGGAUCUCUGACGUGCAAAAAGCUUUGCAGAAAGGGACCAAGGAGCUGGAAUUUGAAGACUUUAAGAACAGCUUGAGAGAGCUUGGCCAUGCUGAGCACGAGAUCACAGCAGCCUUUGCAAAGUUCGAUAAAGAUGGGAACCAGAUUCUGGAUGAGGAGGAGCAGAAGAGAAUGCGGAACGACUUGGAGGAGAAGAGAGUUGCUUUGAAUGCAGAAAUUGAGAAUUUGGGAAAAUCCUUCGGAGACAACAAUUUGGACGGCCCGUUUGCCAUUGCGGAUGCAAAGAACAAUCAAGGAAACAAAUCUAGCCUGGUGUCUGAGGAGGAGUUCCAAACACUCCUGAGACGGGUUCUGCAGCUGGAGCAUUCCAUUGGGGGGGUCAUAUCCAAGACGGACGCCUUGGUGGUUAAACUGGAGGGACUGGAGAGAAGCAAAUUCAAGAACAAGGACUCAGCAAGCAAACUUCUUAACAACAUUAGCAAAGAAGAACAGUUCAGCCAAGGAAGUCUGGUUCCUCAGAACGCCGAGUGGGUCAUCAAGGAAGAAGGUGGAUCGGAGAGGCAGGAGAACGAUGUCCGCUUAACCCCCCUGAGUGGCAGCAGCGCUUUCUACCCCAAGACAGAGCUCCCCGGCUCUCAGACACCCAAGAGCACCCCACGACAAUCCAAUAAAAGCUUCUAACUUGUUUCUGAACAACCCCACUUCGCUAAUAAUACACCACCACAAUU